AUGGCUAGACGUGUUAUUGAACAGCAGAAUGCAUUAUUGGCUACUUGUUUAGACUUUCAAGAUGUUACUCUUCCAAAUUUUGAAUUUUUGAAGAAAAUUUUGAAUAUUCUUCAACCAUUUGAAAUUAAAACAAAAUUAUUAUCUAACAGAAAUGAAUGUAUUAGUUCUGUAUUACCAACAUAUAAAUAUUUGCUUAAUUGUUUGGCAGAAAAUCCUUGUGACUCCUCAGAAGAAAGAUCUUUUAAAAGAACAAUUUCUGAUGGAUUGAGAUGCAGAAUGGAUGGAUUAAUUGAUAGAAGUUUUUUAAUUUUGGCAACACUACUCGAUGCUCGAUAUAAAAACCAAGCAAAUAUUUUUGAUUCUGACCAAAGAAUUCGAAAUAAAACUCUUUUGUUUGCAACUAUAUUGCCAGAUUUAGAUCCUGAACAAAGACAAAAUUUACAAAAACAUGCAUUUGACGGGACAGAUGCUAUGUCAGAAUUUUUGACGGGAUUUAAUGAGAUUAAUUCUAUGGUCCAAACAACUACAUCCAAUGUUGAAUAUUCGACAGUGGCAGAGGAAGUAGAAUCUUAUUUGGAGUCCUCAAUUGAAAGGAUUGGUGCUGACCCACUUGAAUACUGGCGAAAAGCAGCUAAUAGCAAUUCUUACCCAAAUCUUCGAAAAUUGGCUAAAAUUUUUCUUUCUGCUCCCCCUUCAAGUUCAGAAUCAGAAAAAGUUGUUUCUCGAUUGGUCGAAAACGAAGGUAUUGGAGGAGCCAGUUCUGCAAAUGGACAACUUGCUAAAGCCCAAAUAUUUUUGCAUUUUAAUUAUGAUAAUUAA
Messenger RNA from Meloidogyne enterolobii, 819 nucleotides. NCBI's taxonomy places the organism in Eukaryota, Metazoa, Nematoda, Chromadorea, Rhabditida, Meloidogynidae. The record is from the annotation of a GenBank genome assembly.